Molecule: messenger RNA, 11849 nt
Organism: Lutra lutra (Eurasian river otter)
Lineage: Eukaryota; Metazoa; Chordata; Mammalia; Carnivora; Mustelidae
Gene: PLEKHS1
Product: pleckstrin homology domain containing S1
Exons: 16
Coding region: 8181-9656 (491 amino acids)
Source: RefSeq, a predicted model, not a curated record
UGUUAACUUUUAAUACAUUCACAGUCAGCUUUAAGCUCUGCCCUGGGCCUUUUCUCUGAGCAAAUUUCCAUAAACCAGCUAAGCCUAUUGUGUUUAUGAAUUGCCCAAAAUAGGUCUCAAAGUGCUGGAGUUCAGUGUAUUCACAUGGUUUAAAACCUCCAGGAAAGGAAGGCCCCUCUGGGAGAAGGAAGAUGAUGUCCUCUGGAAGGGCACAGGCCCUACGUGACAAAUCCUUUAUUCUGUCCAGUCUUGCAGCCCAUCGCCUGAAAAUCUUGGCACCAGCUGCUCUGGGAACCAAAGACUGCCUUUGGACUCUGGAGGAGCAGAUGUCUCCCUCCUUCUAGCCUUUCAUCUUUCAUGCCCCUUUCCAGCAAAUAUCUGGCCAAGGGAGAAGCUGUAAUGAUCACCAGGUUCAAGCAAGAGUUCAUCUGCGUCAUUAGCCAGGAGACAAGGAGCCUCAGCCCAGGUAUCUCUAAUUUCCAAAGGAAUGGGAUCCUUAAGAGUUCUUCAAAGACACAUAGAUCAGAAGGUUAGUUGACACUGUUUGCCUUGUAGAUGGGUCACUCAGUCUUGCAGCAUCGAGUGUGUGAGUGUGUGCACAGUGAUGUCAGCAUCCCCGGGGAGCUUGUCAGAAAGGCAAGGUCUUGGGUUCCGCCCCACACCUGCUCAACACGAAUCUGCCCUGUAACCAGGUCCCCAGGGGGAUCCAGGUGCAUCUUAGGGUCUGAGAAGCUCAGUUUGGAGGGCAAGGCUCCCUUGUUUAUACAUUGUUGCUUGCCCUUUGCACUUCUGAACGUGGAACCACAAAUACAGAAUAGUCCUACAAGGAAUUAGGGAAAGAACAGGUAUAUUUUGAAGCUUCCACAGAAGACACCUGUUUAAGCAUCUCUUAACCCUAAUAUCUUCUCAUGAAAUGACAUGUUGCCCUUGAUUUACAUGGUAGAUGUUUUAUGCCCGUCCGCAUUUUAAAUGAGCCUUCUGAGCCACAUAAUAGGAUUGCUUCUCUGUUUUCAAAGUGUCUUUUUUUUUUUUUAAGAUUUUAUUUAUUUACUUGCCUGAGAGUGAGCAGAAGCAGGGAGAGUGGCAGGCAGAGGGAGAAGCGGGCUCCCAGCUGAGCAAGGACCCCGAUGCGGGACUUGAUCCCAGGACCUUGGGAUCAUGACCUGAGCAAAGGCAGCCACUUAACCGACUGAGCCACUCAGGUGUCCCUCAAAGUGUCUUCAGAUGUGAAUUGCAGCCUUUCAAUUGUCUGCAUAGGUAGAAAGGGAUUAUGGGAGCCAAUGCUUGCAUGUUUUCCUUGAUUCAGGAGCUACUGGGCAUUGAAGCCUCAGAGCUUGUCUCUUCCCACCCAUCCUCAGAGCCCCGGGGGAUGCCAAGAGAAUUUUACUUCUCCCUGCCACUGUGCCCUCAGGACAUAGAUCACCCUUGGAUAAACCUCAGAGCUUUGUUUGAGAUCAGAUGGCAAGUAAUUCUUUUUCCUUCGUAAUUAACACAAACACACCGAUCUUGGAAGGACCCGGCUACUGCCACAGUACUGAAGUGGACUUGGAAACCCCAGUAGCUUGCAGGCUAAUGCAUGAACAGCCAUUAAAAAUUACUUGGCCCACAGUCAAAAACACACAAGCCAGAUAUGAUGAGUUGGCUUUUCCAUGAGUUUUGAUUUUCAAGGCACUAUAAACAUGCAUGGCAAGUUGUAGAGGAACUGUGCGUACAUUGCUCCAGAAUGCAGAUGAGGGGGUGUCCCUCCACUUGGGGAUUGAGGGAGGGGCUCCCGGGGGAAAUAUCUAAUCCCCUUUCAGGUUAGCCACCCAAGAAAGGCUGAGAGGAGGCAGUACAGAAGGGGAAAUUAAGGUCGGUGGGUAGAAGCUGACAUUUUUACUUAAGAGAUUCGCAAGCUCUGUGUACCUACCUGAGGAUCCCUGGGGAUCUGUGCAUGAAGCAGAACCCUGCACCCAGUAUUCCUGGGAUGGAGACCAGGAAUCUGCUCAUUUAACAACCUGCCUGGAUAUUCUGAUGCAGGUGUGUUAUACUGCUAUCAAAAGGCUGCUUUGCAGAUCAGCUCGAGUGGCAGCAAGGCCUAAAUUAAGCAGCUGGAAAAAGACCAGCAAAGGGCCAGCAAUGCACUGACUAUUCGCACACUUGGUUAUUCACAGUCUUAUCAGCUCAGGCUGCUGUAACAGCACCAUGAAGUCGGCAGCUUAAACAACAAACAAAUAUUUCUCACAGUCCUGGAUGUUGGGAAGUCCAACAUCAAGGCACUGGCAGAUUCCAUGUCUGGUGAGGGUCAGCUUCCUGGAUCAUAGGUUUCACCUUUUUGCUGUAUUCUCACUUGAAUACAGCAGAGAGGGGAAGGAGCUUUGGGGGGGUCGGGAGGUCUCUUUUAUGAGGGCAUGAGUCCAUUCAUGAGGACUCCACCCUCAUGAUCUAAUCACCUCCCAAAGGCCCCACCUUCACAUAUCAUCAUAUUUAGGAACUAGGAUUCCAACACAAGAAUUUUAGGGGGACACAAACUAACACCUGGCUAGCCAUCUUACCCCAAGAUUGAAUGGCAAAGGAUCAAAGGUGCUGAUGUGCUCAGGUCUCGAGAACACUUGCCCAGGAACUUCAGAGGCUCUCCAUGACCUUCAAGGCCAUGGCAACUUGUGAGGCAGCCCACCAGUUGCAAGGAAGGAACAGAAAGCACACAGCUUGCAGUGAAUAGGUCCAGGUGCCCUGCUUCCCCAGCUGGUGUCAGCAGGCCCACUUCUUUCCUCUUCCUCUCUAAUCACUUAGGCAAUCAUUUCUAAACAAGCUGGGCCACUCAUGUUUUUCCUUCCUCUGGUUCUUUGUGGAUAUCACAAUGCAAAACACUCCCUUUGACAGCAUAACUAACAUGUUUAAUUCCGUCUACAUCACCUUUCAUAAUUAGUAUUAACAGGAUUAAUGUUAAGUAGGGAAGGGAAAAAAUAAUUUUCAAGGGAAUGUUUUUUAUCCUAGGGUAAAGGGCUAACUCUUAAAAGCUUAGGAAAAUCAGCUUUUGCAAAUUAUCCUUUCUGAAGCUUCCAGCUGUAUUAAAUGCUGACAGUUUUUAAGCACUGAGAUGAAAGAGACAAAUUCUUUUUCUUUUGUGUUGCUAAUUACAAUUUUGCUUAGCCUGAUGAAGCCUGCUUUCCUCUUGAGACAUUUGCCAGCGUACAUUGAUUGCACAAAUAUUUACAGACUGCUAAAGGACAGGGACAGCUUAUACCCAAAAAGAUAUGGAACUCUCAAAAAAAGCCUCUCUGACACAGUAUAUUUGUGGCCACCUCCCCAGAAUCCAUGUAAACUAUCUGCCCCUUAGUCUCAGCAAACGUGUUUAAAGAACAUUGUCCCUGGGUUGAUUUAGUGUUUGCUUGGCUGGCAAUGGCCGCCAAGGUCUUUCUUCAAAAGCCUUCUUUUUCUCAUAGUUAAAAAUAAGUUUCCAAAAAUAUAUAUUCAUCUUAUGGAUUGCUCUACUGUCAACACUUAAUCUCUCAGGCCACCCACAUGGCACGGAAGAGGUCCAUCCAGGGGUGGUUCCAAAUGCCAUGAGUUUGAGAACAAGGUAGAAGAUUUGACUAGCAACUCCACAAGGCUCUGAGACCCACCUUGAUUUCCUAGAACGCCAGUCAAGAACCAGGGCUCUGGAGUCAGACAGCCCCAUUCAACUCUAGCUUUGACAACUUCCAAGUGGCAUAACCUCUCAACCUCCAUAAACCUUGUUUUUCCAUCUUAAAAGGGAAAGAGUCCUGUGUAGGUACCUAGGAAACAGCAUCAACCUCCAGGAGCCAUGUAAGGAGUAAAUGAAAUAAUGAAGGCACAGCAUUUAGCGCAAUGCCCGGCACACAGGACCGGAUAAAUGUUUGAUUCUGUUUUUUGGUUUUUUAAAGAUUUUAUUUAUUUAUUUGGCAGAGAGAGAUCACAAGUAGGCAGAGAGGCAAGCAGAGAGAGAGGAGGAAGCAGGCUCCUCGCUGAGCAGGGAGCUGGAUGCGGGGCUCGAUCCCAGGAUCCUGGGACCAUGACCUGAGCCGAAGGCAGAGGCUUAACCCACUGAGCCACCCAGGCGCCCCUGAUUAUAUUUUUUAAACCAGCUUGAACCUAUAAAUAAUUAGGCCACAGGAGAAAGGAAAGGGGGGGAUGGGAAAGGAAGUACAAGUAGAUUCUAAUAUCCAGAGGAGGCUCUUUCCGAGGAGAAUGGCUACCCAUACAGAAGGGAGGAGGAACGUGGGCAGGAGCUCAAGCUGACGAGUUGCUAGGAGAUCACAGGAAGACAAGAGAAUGGCAGAGCCACCAGCCCGAGCUUCAGGAGAGGAAUGGGCACACAGUGCACAGAUGCCCAAUAAGAUACAGGGUGCCCAGUUACGUUAGACUCUCAGAGCAAUUGGUUUUAGUGUAUGUCCCAAAUAUUGCAUGGAACAGACUUACAUUAAAAAAUUAUUGUUUCCCUGGAAUUUCGAUUUAACCUGGCAUCCUGUUUUUGAGGGAUCUCGUUUCCAUUUGUUUUGCUCUGUGUUGUUUGUCAUUCUUGCUUUGAUUUUGUCUGUUGCUUUGCUUGUUUGUUUGUUUAUUUGCUCACAGCGGCCACUCUGGCCCAAACUGCAGAGAGCUGCUCCGGCUGCCGUCACCGCACCCCAACCCCCAAUUCCCAUCUCACGGGGAAGUGGGGAGGAGUCAGAGAAGUCAUGUGUGUGGAAUGGCUGUGCAAACUCCGCAGAACUAUCAAAUCGACUUCAUUUUCAGGUUGACUUCCCUCAAGGAAGCAAAAUGCUCUUCCAUCCACAUAUUGCACCUCCCAGAGGAAGAAAGGGAGCCUUUGACCCAGCAUCCCUCUCACAAGACAGAUUCCUCUGCUGAACCAGUGGGUGAGGCCAAGGCUGGGAUCAAGACAGUGUCUACUAUCCAAGAUUCACAUGUGUGCCAGGGAUAAUUGGGGAGUGGGAGGGUAAGAGUCUUCAGGACCCAGCUGAGGUGUCAUGUCACCUCCUCCAUGAGAUCUCCCUUUUGGUUUCAUCUUCUUCCAUCUUUGGAAGAACACGUCCUUCCUCUGGAUUCCCAUUACUUCUGCUCUGCAUUGCUCUGACAGCACUCACCACUUCAUAAUCUUCAUUUUGGAUUCCCUUUUGGAUCAUCUUCACUUGCUUCUCCAAAACAACUCUCCCCUAUUCUCUACUCCUCUAUGCUACAUUCUGUACCCCAGCAGAUGGACCAUUUCUCUUUUUAACCCAUUCCCAUCAGAUUUUCUACUCUACACCACUCAACUAAAAUAGCUCUUGCCAAGGUCAUGAUGGCCUUCAUCUUGCCAAAUUCAGCGACCAGUUCUCAGUUCUCAUCUUUCUCACCCUCUUGACAGCAUUUGCCGUGGAUGACCCCUCUCUCCUUCCAAAACACUGGCUUCCACUUUCAGAUACCACAUGCUUCUGUGUUGUCACGUACUCCCCUGCUCCUUCCUAAUGUCCUUUGCUGGCUUCUCCCCUUCCUAUCCCACCUCUACCCAACCCUGCUUUCUCCAUGAGGACCAUGGUUUUGACAGUUGGCACAUUCACCUUCCUAAAACCACUGCUUCUGUGUCAUGGCACCUCACUCACAGCUACCACUCUCAUCAGAAUCUGGAAACACCACUCCCUCCUCUUACCCCAGCAGGCCUGGAGGUGGUAACAGUUUCCCACUGUUGCUAGACACUGAAUGCUUCUCCACCCCUUGUUGGCUCUCUUAAUCCAGCCCACACCGCUAUAGACAGUCCCUUCAAUAGCUCUCUUCCAUAAAUCCUUGGAGAGUGCUGUCCCCUGCUAGCACCCUGACUAACACACUGCUUGAUUUUGUUUUGCCGCUUACCUCCCAUAGUAGCUUAUAAGGCCACUAAGAACCAUGUCUGUGUUUAAUUCUUCUUUUCUCCCCAAUAGUGCUUGCUAUCCAAUUGGGACAAAUAAAUGCUGAAAUAAAAUAUUCUUUCUUAUUAACUGCCUUCAACAUGAACACAAAAUGAAAGUGAUAUAAACAUUAGAAAAUAGACACACACACACACACAUGGACACACACACAUACACACACACACAUACACACACACACACAUAACACAUGCACACAUCUGUCAGAAAGCAAAAGCAGAAGAAUGAAAUAAUGCUAAGUGCUGACUUUAUGGGUUUUGCCUGAUUCCUCAAAUUCAGUUUAUUCAAAAUCCAUAUGGAACAGGCUUUUUCUUCUCCAAGCCCAGAAAAGAAAGACAGUUAUUUCUGUUACAAUAGAAAUCAAAGUCCAAAUAACUGAGAAGCAGGGAAGCCUCAUGGCUGACCAACAGGAGGAUCUAAGAAACAGAGGGUGCCAGGAAUUGCAUCCAACCCUAUGCAAGAGAUGGGCUUUUGGGAAAAAAGCUACUCUGUGGGGUCCCAACUUUUGGGAGUCUUUAUCCUACUUUGCUUGUUUCUCUCUCUUCCUAUUGUGAGCUACAUUGCCACCCCUUCCCUAACAAACCUGAUCCCACUGCUCCAAUGCCAGCCAAGUGGGCCAUAUAAGGAUUUAGGGCAAUAAGGUGAAAGGAGAGGAAGAAAAAAGAAACCCCAUCAUCCCUCAUCUGGCCCCAGUGGUGGUCUUCUUAUCUGUCACCCUAAGCCACAAUCUUCAGGCCAUCCUCUAUCACCUAUAGACAUCCGUAUUCCCCAGGAACUGGACCAAAGUAUUCUUUUGAAAUAAAGAAUAUUCUAACUUUGAUCUUCUAUGGAUCCAAGGGUCAUCCUUAGACAUCUGUAUCUGCUUUUGCUUCUACGAAUGAAUCCAAGUAUAAAAAUAGACAGUGUUGUGUAUGUGUUGGGGGGGUGUGUAGAUGAUUACCUUUAAUCUCUUUCUCAUAUUUCAAAAACCUUUAGAGACCUUCAAAAAGGAUAACCUGGAUGUCCAAGUGGAUGACCAAACACCCUACCCUCUCAGUUCCUUGACCUCCUCAUCCCCAAUGAUCUUCCUUUUACACGAUAGCAAAGCCACCCACUCCCUGCAACUGCUCUACUUUUAAGAUCGUCAGUCAUGCUGUCUCUAUGCAGACCUCAUACUUUUCCACCAAUUUGCUCCAUCUUUCUUUAAUCUCACCAGCACUUCCCUGCUAAGAGUCCCCUUCUAUUCUCUCUCCUCUGUAUGUGCCUCGGAUUCCAUGGUUCAUCCUUUGGGGAAGGCUUUUGCAAAUAUGGUACGUUCCCUUGGUCCUUUGUCUAUCUGUGGUAACUCCCUGGCACUAAAUAAAUAAAUAAAUAAAUAAAAUAAAACCAUUAACCUGAAAUGAACCUCACCCCUCAGCUCCCCCCAUUCUGUUCCUGAACAACUGAAUGCCACACAUCAGUCAGACAGGAAUCUUGCUAAAUUCAAGGUCACCAAUCUCAAGAGACUUUCAACAUUCCCAGCAUCAAGAAGUACUUGUGGGGGGGGGGAAUGUAUAAGGAAGGAACUGGGGAUUCUGAAAUGAAGACCGUGCAUGCAGGUAGAGGAGCCAACAAAGAGACAAAGCAGAAGAGAACCAGAUGAGAAGAGUACACUGGAAGCAAAAAGAGAAUUUCAAUAAGGAGUCUGCCUCGUGCCACCCUGUUGAUGACAACUGUUAUGGAUGAAGAAGCAAAUUGUCCUGGGGACCCUUGGCAUGUGCAAGUGUGUUGAAGUCAGGCUUUUGUUUCCUCGUCUGGUACAAAGGAAUCUCCCCUACCUUCCCCAGGAGGAUGUUGGGAGGAUAUGGGUGGGGGGGAAGCAACGGCAUUAUUGCAACAGUAAUGAGUGUAUGAGGUCAAGGCAAGGCUGACAAUGUUCUCAAUAAGAAACGUUGUGAUUGUGAACAAAGACUGUGGGUUUGUUUUUUUUUUUAAUUUGUUUGCUCUUAUUUUUUUGAUGCUAGACAGUUGGAAUGCCAAGGGCAGUUCUGUGCCAAGCCACAAAAAUGAAAGGCCGGGAUUUCCCCUAGGACGUCAGCUUCCACACUAGCUAAAGGCCAGCACAAAAUCUUCCCUAAGGUAGCAGUUUAGGAACUUCCUGUUGGUUUACAUUUCAAACAGAUUGUAUUUAAUUUUCACCUCACCAGUUAGUGCUCAGACCGAACAGUGAUAUGGUCAGGAGACCGAUGGAUGGGGCAUUCUGCUGAGAACUGAACCAGCGACCCCCCGGCUACUAGAAAUCCAUUGUUUCUCUACAUACACAGUUGAGUCUUGAACAACAUGGAGGUUAGGGGCGAUGACCCCCGCCCCGAGUGGAAAAUCCACGGAGGAGAACAGACAGCCAUCAUGGAACCCAGACCUCAGAAGAGUCCAGGCAAACCAUUGGCAUUUUAUUAUGAAAAUGAAGUCUGCAAACAAGAUUACUUUAUUAAAUCCCCACCUCCUCAGCUUUUCUUCUCUGCUUCUUCUUGGAAAAGGCGGUUUUUCAUUCUUUCCAAGAGUGGGGAAAGGAGCCUUCGUCUUUCCUAUUACAAAGACCAACAUCGCCGAGGGUCCAUUGAAAUCGACCGGAAUUCCAGUGUAGAAGUUGGCAUACACGGCCAGGAAAAAAUGCAAUCUGUACAGAAGAUGUUUAAAUGUCUCCCUGAUGAGGUGAUGUCCAUACGAACUACUAACAGGGAAUACUUCCUCAUUGGCCAGGACAGGGAGAAGAUUAAAGACUGGGUCUCCUUCGUGUCAUCAUUCUGCCUUGGGGGAGAGACAGCACGCCACAGCCCACAGGAGAAAUUCUCACUGGGCGGUAAAAGGCCCUCUUCAGACCCCAGCCCUCUCCUUGGUCCUUCCAGCACAUCAGAAGCGGUCGGCCCCACCACACCAAGAAACAGUCUUCCAGACAUGCAUUUAAUGGAAAAAAAUUCUCCAGGACUCAGACAAGCCCAUUUACUACAUGAUUUCUUGUCAGAGACUACAGAAGAUACAGAAGAAGAGAGUUAUUAUGUUAGUCCUAAAAGCAUUCUUUUAGAGUUGAAUACUUUCGUUGCUUCCAGUGACUCUGGUGAAUCUGCCGAGGCUGACAGUCUAGACCAGUUCUCCGAGACAACUGAGAAUCACUACAUGUCAAUGAAAUCCUAUGUUUUCAGAGAGAUGUCCCACGAGACUGCUGAUAGCAACAAGGAAUCCCAGGCCGUUCCAGAGAUCCAGAACAGGGGACUUCACUUACAAGAACAAGACUCACAAAGUGACUCUUGUCUUCCACCUGCCAAUAUGGAAGCACAGACCGUGAAUGACAAAAAGGGGUUGGCCUCGCUUAAUGUUGUGCAAUUAUCUAUUCUAAUCAAUAACAUCCCUGAUGAAGGCCAAGUGGAGCAACUAAAUGUGUUCCUUUCUCCUUCCGACAUCAUCAAUUAUCUCACUCUCACAGAAGCCGCAGGUCAGAUAUGUGUGGCUCAGUGGCAAGGCCCCCCACGCCUGGGAUGCUUAUUUUUUCACGGAGAUCAUCUUUUGGCCGUGAACGACCUGAAGCCCCAUGGCCUGGACGAGGCCUCCUUGUUUCUCAGCCGGUCUGUCCAGAAGGAGAAAAUAAAACUCACCAUCGGCCGGAUCCCAAAUUCAGAGAAAUUUCAUGCUGUCUCCUGCACGUGCUCCUUAAAAAAUGAGCGUGUUUUACCUUGUCAACUGGGUAAGUCUGGACCUGGGAAGACACUGAAGAGGAGUCCGGCCAUUAGAAAGGGUCAGUGCAAAGGAAGUGGAGAGUAACAGGCCAAGACCCGCAGAGGAGCAAAGAGGGUCCCUGGACUCUGCAGGGGCUCUGCCCCUCACCGCUGUGUGAGACGAGGCAAGUUAACACAGCUCUCUGAUUUUCGGCAUCUACAUCUUAACGGCGGGGAUAACUCCCCUCUCUGGCUAUUUGCAUCCGGGAUGUUGAGAGGGCCAAGGGUGGUAAUGACUGUGGAACACAGAGGAAAUGGAAGGCCUCAAUAUCUCAGACUUUGUCCCACACACCACCGAGAUUGGGUAAGUCCCUCAUGUAAGAUGAACACGGUGUGUUCUGUGAGGCGGUACCCCACGUAAUCCCUUCUCUGUUGGGAACAUACGGUUGGAAAUGCUCAUUCCAGGAACGCAAGGUUCCAGAGAGAUGUGAUAUCAUAUCAGUUCUCCCAAACACCUCCUGCUCCUUGUCAUGUCCUUGGUCCAAAAUGCCGGGCAGAGUCGUCUCUUGGACUCAAUAAUUAUCUUGUUUUCUUAAAGACCCAGUAACUAUUCUAGAAGUCAAAGCAGUUUCAGGUCAUAUACAGUAAAGAUCUGUUUUCUCUACAAGGAAUUAAGGCAAUGACUUAACACUUCUGAAUUUGAAAGGUUUUAACUAAUUGAUACAGUAAUUGAUCCUACAAGCCAAAAACAUCAAGUCUUUUUUCAUAAACAGGAAAACGGAGGCAGAGAGUGAAAGGACUAAUCAAAUCUGGGAACGUUAGAGCAUAAGGAGGCUUCAGGAAAUAUGUCUUACCACGUUGUCAUUUUGUGCCGGAAGACAUCAAGGCCCCAAACGUUUAAUACAAACAAAACAGAAACAGGCUCAUAAAUACAGAGAACAAACUGGUGGUGGCCAGCCAGAAGGAGGGGACAGGAGAAGUAGGCAAAGGAGAUUAAAAGGUACAAACUUCCAGUUAUCAAAUAAGGCAGUCUCCGGGAUGGAGAGUGCAGCCUGGGGAAUAGAGGCAAUGAUACCACAAUAAUAUUGUUUGGUGACCACACUUAACUGUGGUGAGCAGAGCGUAAUGUACAAGAUUGUCAAAUCACUCUGUUGUAGGCCUGAAACUGACAGAACACAGCAUGUCAGAAAGGAACAAUAGUAAAGCUGUAUCCUCUGUGGUUCCCAGUUUCAUAGCUGUAUAGUGGCAGAAAAGAAUCUAAGAAAUCUAAGAAUCUGAGAAACAGAUGUCCUGAUCUUCACUUUGUUUUUGGACUGAGGUUUGAAAAGACCUUCAGCAGACAGAAGACACAUCCAAAUACAGAUCUGUUAUCCAGAUUGUCUAAAAAUCCUUACCUCCUGUUUCUUUUUUUAAGCUGGAUUGAAGACUCUGCUUUCUCCCUAGUUUUAUUGAAAUGUCAUUGACACAUGGCAUGGUAUCAGGUCAAGGUAUACAACGGAAUGAUCUGAUGUGUGUGGAUUCACCUACUGUUCCUACUUCCAGAAAUCUGUCCAAUGGAAAUACUCACCCAACCCAGAUUGUUCUGUAAUGUUCACUGCAUUUUUGUAAUAAAAAAUAAAUUCUUUAGGAAUUGCUUAAUUAUGAGGACUUCCUGGGAAUCCCACUUCCUGGGAUUGGUUGCUCUGAAGAUGUUAAAUAUUCUACAUGUGAGUCACAGAAAGAUGUUUGCAAUAUAGUAAGAAUGACAGAAGCAAGUUGCGGUGUGCCUGGGUGACUCAGUCGGUUAAGCGUCUACCUUUGGCUCAGGUCAUGAUCUCAGGAUCCUGGGAUUGACCCCCGAAUCAGGCUCCUUGCUCAGCAGGGAGCCUGCUUCUCCUUCUGCCUCUGCCAUUCCCCCUGCUUGUGCUCUCUCUCUCUCUAAAAAAAAUAAAUAAAAUCUUAAAGAAAAAGAAAAAGAAAAAAGCAAUUUGCAGAACAGCAGGCAUGACAUCGUCCUAUUUUUACAAAAAUAAAUUAUUGGUAUUUACAUUUAUGUAUAUGUGUAUACAAAAUUUCCCCAACCCUAAUAAGAGAGAAAUGCCUAGCUCAUCUGGUUGUCGUGAGGUUUAAAUGGGUGAGGUAUGGACGGCAGCUAGGACACUGCCCAAUACGCAGUGAGCACUCAGUGCUGGUUAUGCAGCUGCUGCUUUGACAAUGCUGUUUUGUUCCGUAAGAAUAAUCUCUGAGAAGUAGGAGCACGGUUGGCCAUGUGGGGGAGGCAUUUCUAUUAUGUUUGAAUUUUUUUUUUUUUUUUGCAAUG